Hordeum vulgare subsp. vulgare (domesticated barley) is the source of this 1885-nucleotide messenger RNA. RefSeq lists its product as uncharacterized. Lineage: Eukaryota; Viridiplantae; Streptophyta; Magnoliopsida; Poales; Poaceae. The transcript has 3 exons. The coding region runs from base 141 to 1592 and encodes 483 amino acids. The record is from RefSeq and is a predicted model, not a curated record.
GCAAAGCCUCUCCUCCUCUCACCCCGACGGAUCCCUCUCGGACAGAAACGCAGCACGGCCGAAUAUCUUCCGCCGCCGCUUCGACACACUAGGGUUCAGCCGUCACAUCGUCGGCGGGGCCUGGCCCGCCGCCGCGGGAGAUGGGCGUCGCGGAGAUUGCGAAGAAGGUCGACGCCCUCAAGGCCGAGCUCGCUGCCAAGUCAUCCCGCAUCGCCGACCUGGAGGCGAGGGUCUCGCUCCUCGAAGCCGAGAACGCGCACUUGAGGAAGGCCAUGCCUAAAGGAGUGGCCAUGAACCAUAGAGGCAAGAGGGGUCCAACCUUUGGUCAACUGGAGGGGGAUCUCGGCGGAAACAAGCGAAAAUCAGCCCACAUCGCGGGAGGGCAUGUGAUGGAUGAUGUUAUAGAGGUCAGUGACGGCGAGGAAGAGGGGAUGGCUGUUGAUUUCAACAAUGGGGAGAGCGGGGAUGAGGGUGUUCCUGCUGUCCCGACUCCUAGCAAGAUUGCAGUGCGGGUGGUGACCGGCAAGAGGGAUGUUGCAGACGAGAUUAAGCACGUCGAUGGAGGUGGUGGACAAGACCAUGGGAGCGCUUGCUGUGAUGGAAAUGUGAUCUUGGAUGACGAUGAUGUUUUGAUCAUGCCGCGAGGCAAGAAGUGUGCGGCACGGGUCAUCAGUGACAAUGAGAGUGAGGAUGGAUAUGCGGAUGGUCAAGGGCAUGGAGAUGGGGAUGUGGGUGUUACAAGCAGCAGGAAACGUGUGUUGCGUGGAGUCAGUGACAGUGAGAGUGAGGAUGGCAGCGAGGGUGUUCCUGUGGUUAAUCAAAAACCUGUUUCGCCUCUAGUUACGACAGGGAUUGAGAGUGAGGAUGGUGAUGGUGAAUCAUAUGAGAUGGAGGGAUGUUCUACUCCCGCAACAAGGCGCUCGACUCGGUCAACUAAAGGUCAAUCAAAGAGAAUGCGACCUACACGUCGGGAACUUGAGUUUCUUGAACCCAAGACUCACGAAAAGAGCGAGGAUGAUUCGGAAGAGGAUGAUAGUAUGGAAAAAUUUAUAGUAGAUGAUUCAGAUUGUUCAGAAAAUUCUGCUGAUUCUGUUGAAGAAUCCUCUACAGGACCAGAAGAGUCUGACAAUGAGGAAACUUAUAAAGAUGUUAUGGAUAGGUUACGCGGCAAAAGGAAUGCCAAGAAUAAGGAUUGGAAGAUUGAGCCAGAGAUGCUAUCAGCAUUUGAUGAAUACCCUGAUCUUUGCCUGAAAGCUGUUUGUGCCCUCUAUCGAAAGCAGACCGAGGAAGAACAGGCUGAGAAAGCCACUAUCCUGCACAACAAAAAGGGAUUUAGCCAGAUAGAUGCCCGAAGAAAUCUAGGCCGCGCGGGUGUAGGUUUAACUGUCAACAUGUCAAACUCAGUUUUUAGGGGUUCCCACAUAGCGCAGUUUCUUCUCGACGGUGAUGCUGCUGGUCCGCUUAAGAAAACUGCACAGGACUUGGAAAAGUACGAUCGGUAUGCUCCUGAGUUCUGUCACAAGAUGGCUUUACGUUACUCGAAGCAGUUGUUUGCAAUAUAUCAGAAUAAGGAGGACCCCUACUUUCCAUGACUUUGGUGUUAGUUAUCACUUACUUCAUAUGCUGACUUUUCUGUGACCCUUGUACCUCCCCAAUCAGUCAGCGAGAGUCUUUUGUAUGUCUGGGUUUAGUUUUGUGUCUUCUUAAGUAGUCUGUAGUUAGGGCAUGGUAAAUUUAGUUUAUCACUAGGAUGCACACUGUUAAGUGAAGCAAGGGUCUGACAGGGUCUAUGUUGUUUAGCUGAAGUUCUUGUACUCCCUGUAACAUCCCUGCAUAGUACAUUUAUCUCUAUCCUUGACAUGUUACCCAAGGAGUUGUUGUUCUA